AUGUCGCUCGAAGAGUUCUCAGCAGCGCGCAAGCAAAAACUCUCGCUACUCCGCUCCCUGCGCGAAGCCGAACAGUCAUCCACCCCGCUCCCCUCAUCCUCCUCAACCUCUCUCCGCCAAGCAUCGCUCAUCAAGCGUCACUUCCGCAACUAUGACCCCAUCACCGGUCAAAUGAAGCGCUUCACCUCCGCACGCGAUCUCCCCGACACCGUCGAAAAGGACGUCGAUGGUCUUCAACAACGCAUCAUCUCCGACGACGAACAGAAACGACAAGAAGAACUCGACCUCAACAACAUCGCUCCCAAACGCGCAAAUUGGGACCUCAAACGAGACCUACAAAGAAGACUCAAGAAGCUCGAAAGAAGAGACAAGGAAGCCGUCAUCCUGCUCAUCCGUCAACGAAUCCAAUCCCAACAGAAAGCAGCCGGCUUGAAUGCCGACGACGGUAACGAACACAGCGUCACCGGUCUUUCCGCCGAAAUCGCUGCCACAGCAACAGCAGAUCUCGGCAGCGCUGAAUCAGAUCCGUCCAACGAUGAAGGCGGUAGCGACGACGACUAG
Molecule: messenger RNA, 561 nt
Organism: Pseudozyma hubeiensis SY62
Lineage: Eukaryota; Fungi; Basidiomycota; Ustilaginomycetes; Ustilaginales; Ustilaginaceae
Exons: 1
Coding region: 1-561 (186 amino acids)
Cellular component (GO): U2-type spliceosomal complex; post-mRNA release spliceosomal complex
Source: RefSeq, a predicted model, not a curated record